GGGCGAGUGACUAGCGCGGCCCGCGCGCGGCGCGGCGCAGAGGAAGGCGGCUACCCUGGACAGCGCAUCGCGGCCGCGCGGCCAUGGAGCACCUGAAGGCACUUGAUGAUGAAGUCAAUGCUUUCUUGGACAACAUGUUUGGACCACGAGAUUCUCGAGUUCGAGGGUGGUUCCUGUUGGACUCUUACCUCCCGACCUUCCUUCUUACCAUCGUGUAUCUGCUGUCGAUAUGGCUGGGUAACAAAUACAUGAAGAACAGGCCUGCUCUCUCGCUCAGGGGAAUCCUCACCUUGUAUAACCUCGGCAUCACGCUGCUCUCUGCAUACAUGCUGGUGGAGCUCAUCCUCUCCAGCUGGGAAGGAGGCUACAACUUGCAGUGUCAGAAUCUCGACAGUGCCGGGGAAGGUGAUAUCCGGGUAGCCAAGGUCUUAUGGUGGUACUACUUCUCCAAACUAGUGGAGUUCCUGGACACGAUCUUCUUUGUCCUUCGAAAGAAGACGAGCCAGAUCACCUUCCUUCACGUCUAUCACCACGCCUCCAUGUUUAACAUCUGGUGGUGUGUUUUGAACUGGAUACCUUGUGGGCAAAGCUUCUUUGGACCAACCCUGAACAGCUUUAUCCACAUUCUCAUGUACUCCUACUACGGGCUCUCUGUGUUCCCGUCCAUGCACAAGUACCUCUGGUGGAAGAAGUACCUCACACAGGCUCAGCUGGUGCAGUUCGUGCUCACCAUCACGCACACGCUGAGUGCCGUAGUGAAGCCCUGCGGCUUCCCCUUUGGCUGUCUCAUCUUCCAGUCUUCCUAUAUGAUGACCCUGGUCAUCCUGUUCUUAAACUUCUACAUUCAGACAUACCGAAAAAAGCCAGUGAAGAGAGAGAUACGAGAGCAACCCGCAGGGAAAGAAGUGAAGAAUGGUUUCCCCAAAGCCCACUUUAUUGCGGCUAAUGGCGUGACGAACAAGAAGGCGCAGUAAAAUGAAGUGACGGGGAAACCGCGUAAACACUGCGGCAGCCUAACAGAUGAGCUUGUUUUAAAGCAAAGACUGAAUUGAAAGUUGUAUGUUUUAGCAUAAACUAAUUCCAUUUGAGUUUGUAAAUCAUUUGUACCCAGAAUGUAUUAUAAUAUAUUGCUAUUAGGUCACUCUGCUAACUGAAGCAAUGCCGACCUCCACAAACCUCAGAACAGGUGCACCCGCCCCUCUCUCCUGAGCUCUUCGUAAUGCCUUAUUCACGCAGAAAACCAGGAGACAAGGGCUUUGUUUUUCCUGGCAGGUCUUCAGAGUUAAUUUUCUUUAGAUUAAAUGUGUAAAAAUGUUAAUUAUAUUGUGAAUGUCAGGGUCUGUUCUAGUCUAUGUCAAGCAAUAACUGUCAGUGCAGAAGUUGCUCAGCCCACUGUUCCUUAAGGUGUCAGCCCCAGGAAGCACUUAAAUGGGAUCCUUAACCAGACAGAAUCUAGCAGAACCCUCCCUCGCUCGUCGGCUACAUUUUUUAACCACCUCUGAUACUUAAG
Messenger RNA from Acomys russatus (golden spiny mouse), 1510 nucleotides. RefSeq names its product ELOVL fatty acid elongase 2 (gene Elovl2). Gene Ontology annotation, cellular component: endoplasmic reticulum; endoplasmic reticulum membrane. Gene Ontology annotation, biological process: fatty acid elongation, saturated fatty acid; sphingolipid biosynthetic process; very long-chain fatty acid biosynthetic process. NCBI's taxonomy places the organism in Eukaryota, Metazoa, Chordata, Mammalia, Rodentia, Muridae. The transcript is spliced from 8 exons. The record is from RefSeq and is a predicted model, not a curated record. Gene Ontology annotation, molecular function: fatty acid elongase activity. Bases 84 to 974 code for a protein of 296 amino acids.